Molecule: messenger RNA, 851 nt
Organism: Cajanus cajan (pigeon pea)
Lineage: Eukaryota; Viridiplantae; Streptophyta; Magnoliopsida; Fabales; Fabaceae
Product: calmodulin-like protein 3
Molecular function (GO): calcium ion binding
Source: RefSeq, a predicted model, not a curated record
UAGGAUAUGGUAACAGGUUCCUUAUUUAGUGGUUGGAGGCAUACCAAAAAAAAGCAAGAAGCCGUAGAAUUUGGGUGUUAAUAUUAAUUGAUGAUACAUAGCUCUUGAGAAUAGAAUCGGCAAGCCUAGCUACUAGCUAGCUAUUCCUGGCAUUGGAUCGGUCCCUCCCUCCCAUGGAUCCAUCGGAGGUGAAGCACGUGUUCGAGAUGCUGGACCGGAACGGCGACGGGAGAAUAACGGUGAAGGAGCUGAGCGAGUCGCUGGAGAAUCUGGGGAUGGUGAUCCCGGAGGAGGAGCUGGAGCAGAUGAUGGACGCCAACGGCGACGGCUGCGUGGACAUGGCGGAGUUCGGGGAGCUGUACGAGUCGAUCAUGGAGGAGCGUGACGAGGAGGAGGACAUGCGGGAGGCCUUCAACGUCUUCGACCAGAACCGCGACGGCUUCAUCAGCGUGGAGGAGCUCCGCGCGGUGCUCUCCUCUCUGGGCUUCAAACAGGCCACCACCAUCCAGGACUGCAAGAACAUGAUCACCAAGGUGGACGUUGAUGGAGAUGGGAGGGUUAAUUAUAAAGAGUUCAGACAAAUGAUGAAGGGAGGGAUAGGACUACUAGGACAAGGACAAGGACAAGGACAACUCUCUUCUCUUGCUUAAUUCAUUCAUUAAAUUACCAUCUUUCUUGUGUUUGCCUAUUAUAUAUAUAUGCCUCCAUACUCCAUGCAUGCAUGCAAACCUUCUUUAAUUUCCCAUCUCAACCCUAGCUAGCUUCCAUUUUUUAUUCACAUGCAUCUUCUAAAUAGGUUAAGACACACUAAUCUGCCUUUCCAACAUAUAUAUGCUACACAAUUUCCGAUC